Molecule: messenger RNA, 1659 nt
Organism: Striga hermonthica
Lineage: Eukaryota; Viridiplantae; Streptophyta; Magnoliopsida; Lamiales; Orobanchaceae
Source: the annotation of a GenBank genome assembly
AUGAUUGCACCUUCUCCGUCGGUGCCCGGUGCUCAGGAAUCCGGCAACAACCGCCGUGAAAAAUGGUUUUCCGGCGGCGGCACCACCACCGCGGAGAAGGUGGGGACGGCCAAGUUUGGCCACGAGGAGUUCGAGAUGAUGAGAAGAACAAGGGAAGCCGAGAAGGCCGAGAGGGUUAUGCACCUGAUUUGCUGGGGGCCCACCAAAGAUGGUCGCACUGGAUUUCGCGACGGCGGCGGGAUAGGGUUUGCUGGCCACGGCGAUCCAGCUGGUGGUUUUGGAUUUCGCGAGGGCGGCGAUUUAGGGUUUCUCCGCCAUGGCAGGGACGGGGGUCUGGGGCUUCGCGAUGGGGUUGACGGCCGCCGUGCGCGAGGACGAUGGAGGCCUGCAGCGGAGACGGAGGCGGAUGACCCGCACCGCCGGAAGGGACCUCUGUCCGAUGAUGAGUUCUGGGAGGAGAUGGCCGGCGAGGGUCGUCGCGAUCGUCGGGCUAGAGCAACAGGAGAUGGCCAUCGUAGGGUCCCGGUUGGAGGUCGAGACAGUGAUUUUGAUUUGUGGACAGCACCUGGGCACAAUUGGGGAGUAUCAUUAGCUGCCGUAACUCAGUCCGCCGACCGGAAAAUCUCGGGUCCGUCAGCUCGUAAUUUUCUAGCGCUCAAUAAUCUCCGGUUGACCCACAGUUCGUGUAGCUUCCGGAGAUGGAGCUCGAGUUCUCGUAUGGUAGUUCGUUGUAUGUCCACAGCCACAGACCCGCCGACAGUUUCUGAAACAAAGUUGAAUUUCUUGAACGCAUAUAAGAGACCGAUUCCUAGUAUAUACAACACAGUGUUGCAAGAGCUGAUUGUACAGCAACAUUUGAUGAGGUACAAGAGGUCAUAUUAUUAUGAUCCCGUAUUUGCACUUGGUUUUGUUACCGUGUAUGAUCAGCUCAUGGACGGAUAUCCUAGCAACGAGGACCGAGAGGCCAUCUUCAAAGCAUAUAUCGAGGCUCUAAAUGAGGAUCCUGCUCAAUACAGGGCUGAUGCGCAGAAGUUAGAAGAGUGGGCCCGUACCCAGACAGGGAAUUCGUUGGUAGAUUUUGCAUCCAGAGAAGGAGAAGUUGAGGACAUUUUGAAGGACAUAUCAAAAAGAGCAGGGAGCACGGGAAGUUUCAGUUACAGCCGGUUCUUUGCUGUUGGUCUUUUCCGCUUGAUUGAGUUAGCAAAUGCGACUGAGCCAACUGUCUUAGAUAUGCUUUGUGCUGCACUAAAUGUAAAUAAGAAAAGCGUUGAUAGAGACCUUGAUGUCUACCGCAAUCUUUUAUCCAAGCUGGUUCAAGCAAAAGAGCUAUUAAAAGAGUAUGUAGAAAGGUUGAAUAACAAGCAUGAGGUUUUGAGAGGUGCCGAGAAUUGGAUUUCGAAUAUCCGAGAAUUGAAGGGAUCGAAGAGUAUGACGGGACUUGGAGUGUCGGGUUCUCCGAAAUUCGACGUUUCGGAUGUCGAUUUUGGGUGGGGAAAGGCAAGAACGUUGGAAGUGGUGUCGAUCGAUGGGGACCAUUAUUCGAUGUCGUUGAGUAAGUCGAGGGAUUCAAACGGAGGAUUGGAGGUUGGAUUAUCAUUACCAAGGAAUAGAAUGGAAGCUUUUGGUGCUGUAUUUGCUAAGGGAUUAAUGGGAUCUUGA